AUGGGAUUUGCAGAUCUCGAGAAAGGCCAUGUCCUGCACAGGUUCAACACCAGGGAAAAUGAGCACUAUGUCGGGCCGUACCCUGAGCCAUCCUACUAUGGCUACGACACCAAGAGCAGUGAAGAGAAGGAGGUAUUCAUGCGCUGGUAUAACACGGUUCGUGAUGAGACUUUUGAUUUUCAUUUUACUGCAAAACAUUUCUGGGUUGUACACACGAUCCCUUCUCCUUCACCACUCUUGCGUCUAGCUGUAUGGGUGUGUCCAAGACGCUUUUUCUACCCAAAGACACUCUGGCGCUCAUGUACGAGGGGGCGUAUGUAAGCCAGAACAUAAACGUACUCUGCGGUCUCCAUGCAGUGGCUGGCACACCUGAUUUUGAAUCUUUGGAUAAGUAUUUCGGGCUUGUAAAAUCCACUGUGCUCCCACCCAGACGUCUUCUUCACCCGGUCCUCCCCUACAGGUGUCAUAAAAAACUCAUGUUCCCGCUAUGCCGCACUUGUGCUGAAGAGUUAAACCAAGCCACUGAGUGCACAAACCGUGAUGGUGAGAGGCAACUUUCAGGUGUAUGGGUCUCAUUUGAGCUCCAAAAGACAGUUGAAAAAGGGUACCAGGUGGUGGUUAUUGACGAAGUGUGGCAUUUCCCCAACAAGUCAGACACAUUGUUUCGUGAGUAUGUCAAGACAUUUCUGAAAUGUAAGCAGGAGGCUUCUGGUUACCCCUCUCACGUCAAAACAGAGGCUGAUCAGCAGAAAUACAUUGAUGACUACUUUGAAAAGGAGGGGUUCAGGCUUGACCCGGACAAGAUCAAGGUAAACAAAGCAGUUAGGAGCUGUAACAAACUUCUCCUCAACUCUUUGCGGGGCAGGUUCUGUAUGCGGAAUAACACGCCUUCAUGCGAGCUGAUCACUGAUCCUGCUAGAUUCACACAGCUAGAUUCAUGUUUAGCAAUCACUAUGAUGUGAGACAGUUCUGCUUCAUCAGUGAGAAGGUAGCUAUGGUCCAGUGGCGUCAUGCUGAUGCGCAUGGAUCUAGAACCAAGGAUGUCAAUUUCUUUGUCAGUGCCAUGACAACAGCCUAUGCCAGAAUGAUGCUGUAUGAUUUGUUAGACAAACUGCAGGAGCAUGUGCUGUACUAUGACACAGACAGCAUUGUUUUUACAGCAAAAAGUGGGGAGUGGGUGCCCCCACUGGGGCCAUAUCUGGGUGAUUUGACUGAUGAGAUUAAUGCAGGGGAGCACUCUUUUAGGGAGUAAAAAUUCCUUCACAAAUGUGUUGAUGGCUAGACAUUGCAUCAUCCUAGAAAACUUGGAGGCCAGUGAGGACAAAAAUAAAAAGUUAUAAGACUUUUAAGAAUGUGGAUUUUUGGGUUAUCUUUGGCGCCCCCUAGAACGUAAACCGUGGGGUGCAGCGUCAUGAUUUGUACAACUUUUAAUGGCCAUGGGAUGUAGAUUGGCCUGAGCAAAUUUGGUGCCGGUGGAACGAAAGCUUAAGGAGGAGUUAGCCACAUUCCAAUGUGUGCGAAUCGGCAAAAAAUGCGUAAUAGCCCUUUAACCGUACAUUUUACAGAUACGUGCGCAUUGACUUUUUCGUAGAUCUUAUUGAGAUACACGUGAUUGUCAAAUUUUGUUUCAAUAUGACAAAGCGUAUAGGCGUGACACUCAACAAUAUGUAUUUUCACCUUAGGGGACAAGAAAAAAUGGACUUUUUUCUCCUGCCAUGGGGGGGGCGCUCUUUUGGGGAGUAAAAAUUCCUUCACAAAUGUGUUGAUGGCUAGACAUUGCAUCAUCCUAGAAAACUUGGAGGCCAGUGAGGACAAAAAUAAAAAGUUAUAAGACUUUUAAGAAUGUGGAUUUUUGGGUUAUCUUUGGCGCCCCCUAGAACGUAAACCGUGGGGUGCAGCGUCAUGAUUUGUACAACUUUUAAUGGCCAUGGGAUGUAGAUUGGCCUGAGCAAAUUUGGUGCCGGUGGAACGAAAGCUUAAGGAGGAGUUAGCCACAUUCCAAUGUGUGCGAAUCGGCAAAAAAUGCGUAAUAGCCCUUUAACCGUACAUUUUACAGAUAUGUGCGCAUUGACUUUUUCGUAGAUCUUAUUGAGAUACACGUGAUUGUCAAAUUUUGUUUCAAUAUGACAAAGCGUAUAGGCGUGACACUCAACAAUAUGUAUUUUAACCUUAGGGGACAAGAAAAAAUGGACUUUUUUCUCCUGCCAUGGGGGGGCGCUCUUUUGGGGAGUAAAAAUUCCUUCACAAAUGUGUUGAUGGCUAGACAUUGCAUCAUCCUAGAAAACUUGGAGGCCAGUGAGGACAAAAAUAAAAAGUUAUAAGACUUUUAAGAAUGUGGAUUUUUGCGUUAUUUUUGGCGCCCCCUAGAACCUAAACCGUGGGGUGCAGCGUCAUGAUUUGUACAACUUUUAAUGGCCAUGGGGUGUAGAUUGGCCUGAGCAAAUGUGGUGCCGGUGGAACGAAAGCCUUCGGAGGAGUUAGCGAAAUUCCAAUGUGUGCGGAUCGGCAAAAAAUGCGAAAUAGCCCUUUAACCGUACAUUUGACAGAUACGCCCGCACUGACUUUUUUGUAGAUCUUAUUGAGAUACAUGUGUGUGUCAAUUUUUGUGUCAAUAUGACAAAGCGUACAGGCGUGACACUCGAUAGUGUGAAUUUUCACCUUAGGGGGCGCUAUGGAGCCAUUUUUCGGCGACUUCAGAAUAUCGAAUUUUUCACCAGGCCCGGUCGUCCUGCCAAAUUUCAUGAGUUUUCCCCAGUGGGAAGUGGGCCAUUUUCCCCUUCAAAGGGGAGGAAAAUUAGAAGAAAGAAAGAAAGAAGAAAGAAGAACCCAUACAGGAAUAAUAGGGCUCUACGCCCGGCUGCUCUGCAGCUGGCUCGGGCCCUAACAAGUCCAGCAACAGCACAGUUUCGUCCGGUGUGGCUGCUGCGAUCACGUCCACCUCCAUCAUGGUUCCCUUUGGUUUAGUCUUCAUAGUCUUUGCUGUGCAUUUCUACCGCUCACUGGUCAGCCACAAGACGGACAGACAGUUUCAGGAGCUGGAGGAGCUUUCUAAUCUCACCAGGCUACAGAAUGAGCUGGACAACAGGGGCGAAUCUUCUAUCCUGCAGUCUCCUAGCUCAAAUUUCCCUUAG
Messenger RNA from Xyrichtys novacula (pearly razorfish), 3131 nucleotides. The record is from the annotation of a GenBank genome assembly. Lineage: Eukaryota; Metazoa; Chordata; Actinopteri; Labriformes; Labridae.